AUGAUUCUUCUGAUUAUCCUUCAAGCAGUGAAAUAUGGAAUUAGGGUUGCAACCUAUGCUUAUGGAGGGUUCUGUUUUCUUCAAAGAUUAAGGGACUAUUACUCAUUCAAGACAAGAGUCAGAGUGUUUCUCCACCAAGUUUGUGCUUGUCAGCAUUUCAUCAACCGAGGUUCAUUAGGCUUUCUAAGGCGUGGCGAUCUUGGUCAUAUUUCUUUCGGGAACCAUUGCUUGAAUCUCAAGUCAUAUGGGCACAAGCUCUAUUCCAGAGGAGAAGAUUCAGUUGGGCCUUCUUCACGAAUUAGGGUUUGUAUACCUUAUGAUGCAAAGCUCUUCAUCUGGUCGAUUGGCUUACUUGUGAUACAAUCUACUUUCUUUGGAUUUAAUUUCAAUGCCCUAAGAUCAAAAUCUAAAGCUUCAUAUGGAAUAUUCGGGUUAUGGGUUAAGUACAUGAAGACAUCUAAGCAUGUAUUCACUCAAGUUGAUUUAAAGAAGCUUAGAUUCGUUCAUUUGAAGAUAUUUAAGCAAGAGAGUUCAUUCAAAUUGAUAGAAUACGAGACAUUGGGAUUUCAAAAACACAAGGUCAAUGAAGGACUUGGGAUAUCAAAAAGAAAGGAAGACACUUCUUUCUCGGGAAACUCAAAAUCAAAUGAAAAGAAAUUCACAAUAACGGGUAUUCAUUCCCCAAUUCGACCACUUCUCUUGGAGCAACUGCAGCAAUCAGAGGAUCCACAGUCACAUCCUCACAAGCAAGAGACUGAGGUGAGUGGAAAUAAUGUACAGUAUUUUGCUAAUCAUGCAUCUUACCCAAUAAAGAAUUCGCAAGGGCAGAACUUCACGAUUCCAGUUCAGUUGGUAAACUUUUCUUUCAAGCCAAGUGCAACAUCUGAUACUGUUGGUGGCAACAGCAAGCAACAACAGGCUUUAAAUGGGGGAGUUGAGGUUAUACCAUCUCAAGCAUUUGCAGUAUCAUUUGCUUCAUUUAACGGAACAAGUUUUCCAUCAAACCUUAAUUUCUCAUCCAUGAAACAAAAUCCACUGGUAAAUCAAAGUCUGCCUGAUGUUUCACGCCAAGGAUAUCAAGCUAAACAACAUGGCAUGCAACAACAACAACCUGCAACAGCUAUUCAAAAUAAAGCUUCAUCCACCAAUACUGGUUCUGCUACAAAAUUUGCUAACAAUGGCCCUGUUUUCUCACAAAGUCACAAUCAAUUAAAAAGUUCUAACCAAACUUCUCACUCUAAGAUCACGGGAAGAACAGUGGGUUCUCAUGCUAAUCAUUCAUCUAGUAUAACAUCUAAGACUCCAAUCGCAAAAAAUAUUUCUCAGGAGAAAGGAAGAGGUGUCGAUAAAUCAUCAGGCUCUAACAGAAUUCAAUUUGAAUCAACUUGUGAAAACGCUGAUGUUGAGAAAGCUCUAUAUGUAGAUUUUGUACAUAGGGUUUUUUCUGAAAUGAAGUGUAGAACUGAUUUCAGAGAGGACGAUUUCGAUACUUUAAGAAAAUACACUAGCAUCGAUAAAAAUCUUUUGAUAGGUUCUUCAAGUGAGGAUAACAAGCACAUGGUUGCUGUGAAUGAAAAACCAGCAUUACAGCCAAAAGGUUCAAUGUUUCUUGAUUCUUCUCUCCUUGUUUGUCCUGAAAAAUCAAGUGAUGAUACGCAAACUUAUCUCACGCCUUCACCUCAUUCACUAUCAAUAACACCGUGCGUAAAAACAGAGAAAAAGCGGAAAACACAAGAGACAGAAGAAGAACACGCAAGCAGAAGAAGCAAACGCGCAAGCAGAAGAAGCAAACACGCAAGAAGAAGAACUGAGAUAAGAAGAAGAAUAACUAGAGUUACCUGA
Vicia faba (fava bean) is the source of this 1842-nucleotide messenger RNA. The record is from the annotation of a GenBank genome assembly. Lineage: Eukaryota; Viridiplantae; Streptophyta; Magnoliopsida; Fabales; Fabaceae.